AUGUCAGAGAGGAGAACAGAUAAACGCUACACUUCAGCUCUUACCCUCAAUCAGUUUUCUCCUCUUUUCUUUGAGAGCCCCCAUGCCUCUUUCCCUCUCAUUCCUCAAUCUUCAAAAAGGUGUCUGUCUGGUCAGAGGAAAAUGGGAAGCACUGGCGCUGAUAAAAUUCCAGUACCUAAACAUGCUAAUGAGGUUACGUGUUCUGAUACGAAUAAAAAAUUGAAUACUAAAUUCCUUCUCAUUAUAGGUUCAUUACCAAAUGCUAACUCAAGACAACAGGAGCGAUUGAAUACACACAGUGCCAACAGAACUCAAAACAACCAAGAGUCCGAGAGGCCAAUUCCUAGUAGUAUUCUUCAGUUUCUAAGAGCGCUUUUCCCUGGUGGUGAAAUCCAGGUAGAGGAAACUACUUUACAAGGAUCAGCAACUGAUUCUGUCCUGGAGCAAGCAGGAACAUCCCGUGGUAAUGCAACACCUGAACCAAGUAUUAAUGAUGGAGUGUUUUUAUCUAAUCUGCUUCAUCAGAUUAUGCCAUACAUAUCUCAGCAUGAGGGAUUGCAACGAAGUACCGUGUCUACAGAACAAGCAAAUACAUCCACCCAGGCUGAGAGCUCCAGGACUGGGAAUUCACAUAGACCUAGUGACUCCGAACCAAACCCGCCAAGCUCAAAGCGUCAAAAGACGGAGUAAUGUAUCAAGAGAUGCUGGAUCAACGAAUCUUCUCGCGGUUAUGAAGUUGGUGAUUUACCGAUUUGAGUGGUCACGAAUGGCGGCAUGACUUUAUGUUAAAUGUGGUAUACCCCUUAUUCUUUGAUUUCAAAUGACAAGUGACAUUUUCAUAAUUGAGAUGGGGAAUUUGAACCGGAGUUUACCUU
Molecule: messenger RNA, 875 nt
Organism: Hibiscus syriacus
Lineage: Eukaryota; Viridiplantae; Streptophyta; Magnoliopsida; Malvales; Malvaceae
Product: ubiquitin-like domain-containing protein CIP73
Exons: 4
Coding region: 1-690 (229 amino acids)
Cellular component (GO): BAT3 complex
Molecular function (GO): misfolded protein binding; polyubiquitin modification-dependent protein binding
Source: RefSeq, a predicted model, not a curated record